AUCUAGGUAACUGUAAUAUAAUUCAGUUCUACUGCACAAGCAUGGCUUAUCAUGUUAUUAUAGACAGUUUUAGAUGUAAAUUUGUUCAAGGGUUGAUCGCGUAAUCGGGUUUCCUGCGGUCGGAUAAUAUUUUUGAUCAUGGCGAAGGUAUUAAAGAAGACGACAGGAUUAACGGGAAUUGCCGUAUCAAAAGAUCCGAAAUUUGAACUAGAUAAACUUUACAGAAGAAUUUUAAAGGUGUUGUCAACUUUACCGCAAGAGUCAGCUUAUAAGAGAAAUACCGAGAAACUUAUCCGAGAGAAACACGAAGUCAUUCAGCAGACCAACGACGUGGCUGUUAUAGAAGAAAAGAUAGGCUGCGGUCAAGCCGAAGAAGUUAUAAUUCAAGCAAAGAAUGAAUUGGCUCUGGUAGAACAAAUGUCAAAGUUUAGGCCAUGGGAAAGGUUGAUAGAAGAACCUCCGGAGAAUCAAUGGACGUGGCCUCCUCAUAAAUAAUUUUAAUUUUGUCACAGAAACUUGAACAUGGUACUAAACGAGCAAAUUGUUGUUUGUUUAGACAAUACCAUAGAUUAAAAUAUACAUUGUAGUUUCUAUCGUUUAUUUAAUUGUAUCCGCUUAACGGUACCCCGUAAUAGAAAAUAAAUCUAGAGUUUGUUAAUGGA
This is a messenger RNA of Colletes gigas, 662 nucleotides long. It is a transcript of the gene ND-13B, whose product is annotated as NADH dehydrogenase [ubiquinone] 1 alpha subcomplex subunit 5. The record is from RefSeq and is a predicted model, not a curated record. Gene Ontology annotation, biological process: respiratory electron transport chain. Bases 139 to 495 code for a protein of 118 amino acids. NCBI's taxonomy places the organism in Eukaryota, Metazoa, Arthropoda, Insecta, Hymenoptera, Colletidae. The transcript is spliced from 3 exons.